AUGUCUCUGGGAGCAUCUACCCCUGUGCUUUCCUACAAAAAGCGUACUCAGCGACAAGAUGGCAAGAACACUGGUCAAGAUCCUAAUCUAGGGUCCAGGCUGCCACGUAUUAGCACUCAGUCAAUCUCCAGUUCUGCACCAGAAUCACCAUCAGCCCCUAGCACGCCUACUCUAGGGAGCUCUAGAAAAGUGUCAUCCAGAAGAAAAGCAUUGCAAGAUUUCUACAAGCUUCAUCAGGAGAAAGCCGAGGGCACUCACGAAGCACCUGCCACUCCUUCUGAGCCUAAAGAGGAAGACGAAAAGACAACAGAAGAAGCCACACUGGCAGAGGAUCUCGAUGAUCCGUCUAAUAUUGAAGAAUUUAUCAAGACAGCAUCCGCUUCACAACUCCUCAAAGUUCGCAACAAAGCCAGUGGGAAGCUUAACUUCCACGACUCCGAGAAGAAGUCCAUCAUCUACGACAACUACUAUGAACUUAUCAAACUCAAUCAGGUGCUCAGUGAUUUGAGUGGGAAAGAAAGAAAAAAGCCCGUUUUGGAUGAGGAGCAAAAGGAUGUUGUGACGGAUGAGCACUUGCAAGAAACCAUGGAUGAACUCACGGCAUUUUUGAACGACAAGGCUUCUAUAUUCAACCAAGACUUCACCCUGGUGGUGAACAGCUUCAGCACAGAGUCCAGGCGCUCCGAUUCACUUGCCAGCAUUCAGGCGAUCAAGGAGACCGAUUAA
Molecule: messenger RNA, 726 nt
Organism: Candidozyma duobushaemuli
Lineage: Eukaryota; Fungi; Ascomycota; Pichiomycetes; Serinales; Metschnikowiaceae
Gene: VPS51
Product: Vps51p
Exons: 1
Coding region: 1-726 (241 amino acids)
Source: RefSeq, a predicted model, not a curated record